This is a messenger RNA of Corticium candelabrum, 2658 nucleotides long. RefSeq lists its product as uncharacterized. Bases 1 to 2658 code for a protein of 885 amino acids. The transcript is spliced from 6 exons. The record is from RefSeq and is a predicted model, not a curated record. Gene Ontology annotation, cellular component: trans-Golgi network. NCBI's taxonomy places the organism in Eukaryota, Metazoa, Porifera, Homoscleromorpha, Homosclerophorida, Plakinidae. Gene Ontology annotation, biological process: Golgi to plasma membrane protein transport.
AUGCAGGUGGAACCUUCGUGCCGCAUCGACUCUUUUUCUCUGGGCAUGCCGAUUGGAGAUGCCGUUGACUUCAUCCAGAGGAAUUGCGGCCAAGGUAAUACAUUAACGUACAAUCCGGUGUCUCCUGCUAGCGACCGCUACCCAACAGUCAUCAACGUGCGGGAUAUACAACUCAAGCUCUACUUUAGUCAUGAUACUCAAGAGAUGCUCAAGCUUACAUUGUCCUCUCCCUGGAAAACUGAAAUUGUUCUAAUUCAAAAGUAUGAAAGGAUUCGAAUCUGUUCUCCAGAUGAUCCGCUCAUAUUCGACCAACUGGAGACGUUUCCUCUGCGUAAAAACAUUGUCCGGUCACGUUGUCGCUGUCAGGUUGUUUGCACCGGCAUCUGCUUCACUUUUGAUCCGGAAACGCUGCAUUUGAAAGAGAUAUCAAUUUUCCAUGACGGAAGUGACGUCAAACCCAUUGCUCCGCCUCCUUUCAGUGUGUACUAUCCUCCAGGUUUCUACACCUUGCGAUACAUUAAUUUGUCUAGGCGAUCAAAGAAAGGUCCAGUUAUUGGAUUAACAGCUGGUUUGACUUGCUGUACAGCAAAACGUGUGCAUAAGGUAGAGAACAUAGACGUUGACAACUUUGAAUCAAUACUUUUGGAAAAUAAUGUCAAGAUAGAAAAUUUUGAACGGCAUAUCCUGUUUGGUGACUCGCUGCAAGAUGUGUUGACUGAGCUUGGGACUCCCGAGAAAUCAUAUUACCAGGAAAAGCCUUCUCGUUUACUAGCAAGGAAUGACUACUAUCAACUGUCAGACACUGUUCCAUCUGGUGAUCUGUAUCUUAAUUAUAAGUCACUUGGUCUUGAUGUUGUGAUCAGCGGAACUUCUCACAAAGUUAUCAGAAUUGUUCUGCAUUCAAACUUUCCUGGCCACUAUGAUUUCAAUCUGUAUCGGAGAUGCCCCUUUGCUUUAGACAUUCAAUGUUGCUGCCAUCAUAUAAUUGAGAGACCAAAUCAACUGAAAGGAAUCAAACACCAAGUAUUGAAAGUAAUGCCGAUUAUGAAGUGGUCAGAGAUACACAAGCAUGUCAAGUGUGGUGAUGCUCGUCAUGUUGCUGUGCUAAAACGAAACAUAGCAAAACAUGAUCCAAUUACUGUAUCAACCAGUGACUGCUAUGCUUUCGACCAGUUGGUUUUUGAGGUAAUGACGAAUGGUCAUAUCGCUACAGUCACUGUCCUACCUGACGCUCCAUUUGAAACAUGCUCAUGUGGUGACAAAAAUCCUCAUAUUUUACUACCUACUGUUUCCAGAAUGAAGCCUCUGGACAGUGAAAUUACUGCCACUAAUGGCAAAUCAGUUGCAUUCCUCAUUGCUUCUGACUCAACUAAAAGCAACAUGCCAGAUAAGUCACGACUUAAGAGUGAAAUCAAAGUAAACCCAAGCUUCUUUGUGCCUUUGGAAAACCAAAAUCAAUGUCUCAAGCAUGAUAAUGAUGAUCUGCAAGCAAAAGCAAAGCAUGAUGCCAGCAGUGAGCAGCAUGGAGAUAUUGAUGACGUCAGAGUAAACAAAAUAGUAAAUACAGACAAAAGUAACGAUCGUGGUAAUUGUAUUCAAACUGUCACUGAAAUUCACCCCUUUAGUCCGGCUGAUAUUUGCCUAAAGAGCAAUGGUAUUGAUGGCAGUGAAGGUGUCACUAAUUUAUCAAAAUCAAGAGAACACACACUACCCACAGAACUGACUGAUUUGCCUGCUGGCAGAGUCCAGGUGGACAUUUCGACCAGUCAGAAAGAGUUUAAAGAGUCAUCAUUUCAGGCAUACCAUGAUGGUUUUGCUCCUCAUGUUGAACUCUCUAGAUCUCCACCACAGCAUUUACUGAUACCCAACCAUGAUACCGAGGCACUAACCCAUGUAACUUCAUUACAACAUCAGCAACAGCAACAUGCAAAUCAACAAACAGACACGGACACUACUGAUGAGCGGCUCGUGUCCUGUUUGGUUGAAUCACAAGUUAGUGAUGAUAUGUUUGUCAGUGCGUUAGGUAAUGCUGAUGGCAUGCAUUCUCCUUGGUCUACAUCAACUGCUUCAGACCCAGCAGUCAGCUCAUUGUCUAGCCUCAUAUCAGAGUCAGGCAAAUCAGACUAUGUGUCCUGGGAAGACAUAGCUGCAGAUCACUCAGAUGUGUUAAGUCAGUUACAGUGGAGGGCACAGGCUGUCAAAGAUAUCGGUAACAUGUGGGUCAGUGGAAAUCCUAGUCGAGCAGUCAGCAUGCUGUGCAACCAUCCAGAAAGUUUGUUAGAUGAUGAUUAUCAACUUGAAAAAGGCCAUCAAAAGCAGCCGUCUCUACCAGCAGCCUCUGAUUCAGAUUUGCUACCUACAUUGAGCAAAUUUAUGGACUCAGCGAAUCGCUUAACUGCUGAAAGUCAUUUACUGGAGGUAAUCUCUGUUGUCAGCGUGAUAACAACAAAGUUUGGUCGUAGUGUGAUGACCAGUACUCCAGGUACUACUACUAAAUCAAAGCAGACCCACAAGGAAAACUUGCAGUGUAAGGCACUGCUGAAGAAGAUCAAGUCACAAGCUCUGUUGAUGCUGAAUGACAAAGAAGGAGCAAGCGCUCAUCCAAAGUUGUUUAAAUCACUUCAGAAAUUGAAAAAUGAGUUAGAAAAAAUCCAUUAA